AUGAAGGGCCAGAAAGUGCGAAAACAAUCUGGAUCAAAUCAAAUGAAUCCAAGAGAUUGCAACGAAGUGGUGGACAAAAAGCGAGAGAUGGCUCGUUUGAGAGUAAUUGAUACCUUCAUGGAAUCGGCGCCUCAACUCAUACUUCAACUUUAUAUUGUGUCUAAGACUAGCCAACAGUUUUUUGACUUCACUGGGGUUUUCGGGAUAUUAAUGUUGGUAGCAUUUUUGACCCUAUCGUUGUCAUUAUUCACGUACGACCGCGCGCUUCGGGAUCUCAUUAGAUUAGCAACAAGUGAUAUACAGCAACGCUAUGACGCAUUCAUACUACAGGGAUUUAUCGUAAAAUUUAUCUGGCGCCUUUUUACUAUAGCGGCCCGUGUUUUAGCGCUCGCCCUAUUCGCCAGCGUUUUGCCAAUUCACCUGGUUGGCUUUCUCAUUGGGCAUUAUAUAAUAAUGUUUGCCUGGGUCGAUUACGCCACAAAAGAUGUGAAGUACCCUACUACAUUAUACACUAUAAAUGGUGUACCUUGCCCAGCUGUUCCACCGCUGGCCAUUGGUACUAUUACCUUCAUAUGUAUCCAAGUGUUCGUUUUGAUGGCACAUUCAAUUGGUUCCCAAAACGUCCAAAAGUCCAAUAAUGUGCGCACGGAUUAACUCAGUCCAAGUGGACGUGUGUGCGCACAUCUAUGACAAAAUCGGGUUUUAAUUGUAUUAUUUUAAUUCGUUAGUUAUAAUGACAAAUAUGCUCAAUACAUUAUAUCAGGG
Messenger RNA from Medioppia subpectinata, 765 nucleotides. The record is from the annotation of a GenBank genome assembly. Lineage: Eukaryota; Metazoa; Arthropoda; Arachnida; Sarcoptiformes; Oppiidae.